AUGGCAGCGUCUGAUCUCCUGGUCGGCAUCACCGAUCCGUUUCUCCGUCUGACUAUUCAAAUUCACUUCCCAUAUUCAUUGCUGAACAUUACUCCCGUGUGCGCGACGACCGAAGUCCUGGUAUUUACAACCACCGCGGUCUCUGUCUGGCUGACGGUGGCCUUUACCUUCGAUCGGUUUGUGGCUAUUUGUUGUGAGAAGCUGGAAACAAGAUAUUGCACUGAGAGAACGGCGGCUGUGGUUAUCGGGGCAGUGAGUGUGCUGGGCUGUUUCGAGAACGUCCCCAGGUAUUUUAGGAUAGAACCUGUCUACGUGUUUAAUGAUCUUCCCUGGGGUUGCUACGCCAAACCCACCUUCUAUACGUCGUCUGCAUGGGUCGCAUAUGAUGUCACACACCGCGUUCUAACCCCUUGUAUCCCGUUCUUUCUGAUUCUUCUGCUCAAUGUGCUGACGGUCAGGCGGAUUGUAGCGGCCAGCAGAGUCCGCAGGGGUCUCCGGCGCCGCAGCAACGGAGAGAAUGACAAGGACCCGGAGAUGGAGAACCGCAGGAAAUCAAUUAUUUUACUCUUUAGUAUCACGGGCACUUUCAUACUCCUGUGGGCAACACAAGCUGUCUUUUACAUCUUUACUAGUAUUGCGAAGACCGGAUAUGACAGCUCCCCUAACGGUUAUUACUAUAUCACGAGUGUCACGUCGGGGUUCUUACAGCUGCUCAGUACCUGCACUAACACGUGUAUUUACGUGGUGACUCAGAGUAAAUUCAGAGGUGAACUGAUAAACGCGGUUAAAUUCCCACUGAGAGCAAUGCGUGCACAUUUACAAUCUGAUUUUUAUACACCACGCAAACAGGGUAUUUGA
Molecule: messenger RNA, 858 nt
Organism: Amblyraja radiata (thorny skate)
Lineage: Eukaryota; Metazoa; Chordata; Chondrichthyes; Rajiformes; Rajidae
Product: probable G-protein coupled receptor 139
Exons: 1
Coding region: 1-858 (285 amino acids)
Biological process (GO): G protein-coupled receptor signaling pathway
Cellular component (GO): plasma membrane
Molecular function (GO): G protein-coupled receptor activity
Source: RefSeq, a predicted model, not a curated record